Messenger RNA from Cimex lectularius (bed bug), 1616 nucleotides. Its product is annotated as stress response protein nst1-like. The coding region runs from base 108 to 1607 and encodes 499 amino acids. NCBI's taxonomy places the organism in Eukaryota, Metazoa, Arthropoda, Insecta, Hemiptera, Cimicidae. The transcript has 5 exons. Gene Ontology annotation, molecular function: carbonate dehydratase activity; zinc ion binding. The record is from RefSeq and is a predicted model, not a curated record.
ACAUUACAAAAACAAACUCAUAUGUCAAUUUUUAAACAGUUUCUCUAAAUAAAAACUUUUCCAACUUAUUCACCAGCAAUACACUUUACACAACAUACCUUCCUACAAUGAAGAGUUUCAAAAUUCCCAAGUACGAAACUGAAACAGAGAAGGAGUUUGUAGACGAGAACUCACCAAUAAAUGUAUUAAUGGAGGAUGUCAUACCUGUCAACAUGGGAAUUAUUCAGUCUGAGAGAAUGUACCGAAGGUCUUGCACAUCCAUUGAGAAUGAUGGGAAAAGAGGAGUCUCACUGACUUUACAGAGGCCAGGUACAGUCACAAACGGCCCACUUGGAGAGAGUUACAGAUUUAAAGAAUUGCACUUUCAUUGGAAUCAUGAGGAUGAUGAAGGAAGUGAGCACUCGAUUAAUAACAACUUUGGUUGCUUGGAAGCACAUUUUGUCUUUAGACGGAGGUACACAAUUUUCACCGAAGAGGAAUGGUUGGAAACAGCCAAAAAAUAUGAUGAGAGAAUAGCUGAAAGAGGACCGGAUAAAUUGCACAAACCGAUAAAAAAAGCAUCUCAAAAUCGUUUAAAGUCCUCAUCAUCUAUAAGAAUGAUAGUAAACAAGGUAGAAGAAAUUGAGGAGCAAAUGAUACAUGACCGAUGGCAGAAAGAAAAGUCCAAGAAAGCUGUACAUAGUAGGAGACCGACAAGGUUUGAGUUUGGCACACUUCCGGACAACAAAGAAAUAGAUCAUUCCGUUGACAUAGGCUAUAAGGACGAAGAAGAGGAGAGAAAGCAUGAGAUGAAUCAAGAAGACUACUCAAAAUACAAAGACAUGCUUAAAAUGCAACAAGCUGCGAGAAAAUGUGCUGAAAGACAGGCGCACAACAAUGCUAAAAAGGAAUAUAUUAAAUGGAAAGCCAAAGAGGAAGAACUUGAUGCAAAAAUAAAAAAAGAAAGAGAAGCCGAAGAGGAAAAGGAUAAGGCAAAUGAAAUUGAAUUGGGAAAGAUGAACAAUAUGGACGUAUCGGAGAAGAGAAAAAGAAAAGAGAAAGUUGCUGAUCUUUACAGGGAACAAAUGAAAAGAGAUGAGGCCAAUAAGAAUUUCGAUGAAAAUUUAGUGAAAAGAAGAAAGAGUGAACUACAAAAAAUACAGAAAAGAGGGAUAGAGCUGUUAUGCAACAUUGCUGUUUUAUUUCAUAUCGAUGAACAAGCUCCAUUUUACAGGACUUUUUCAACUCUUUCCUUGGUCGAGGAACCAUUUUCAGAAGUAAUUGUGGAUACCAAUUUGCUCACUGAGUUUAAAAGUGUCCUGGUAUCACCAAAUUAUUUUGCGUACCACAGCAUCCAACCCCAGAGUGAAAACCCAGGCAUACUCUGGAUCGUGAUGAAGGAUACACUACCCAUACGAAAACACCAACUUGAUCUGUUCAGACAGUUAAAGACAAUUCACGGUGAACAAUUACUGUCGUGUAGGAGGGAAACAAAGAACUUAAACAGGAAAGUUUAUAUGAAUUGGCGUCCACCAGUGGAAAAACCUUUUAUGUGCCCUGGAAAAGACUUAUGCCACUGCGAAAGGGUGGCUGAAGACAAUGGCUGGGAAAAAUACAAAAACUUGUAAACACAUGAA